GACCGACUUGUCCAGAAGCAGCUGGCUUUCAUGAUAUCACGGCGAAAGUUCGAUCAUGACUUUGGGGAGGAUGAUGAGCUGAAAGAGAUUGCCUCUGGCGAGAGCCUCUCGAAGCACUUCAUCUCCUUAGCCAAGGAGCUUGAUGUUCUGGAGCCCAAGCUGCCCGAACAAAUCUACAAGUCGCACCUGGAGGAGAAGCGGUCCACUGCAGUAUUGGAUUCUGCAAAGCAGAACUUGGCCUCCUCGUUCGUGAACGCUUUCGUGAAUGCUGGCUUCUGCAAGGAUGAGCUAAUGACGAUUGCGGACUCGAAGUGGGUGUACAAGAACAAGGAUCAGGGCAUGAUGAGCACUGUGGGCUCCUUGGGCGCGCUGCUCUUGUGGGGUAUCGACGAGGGCCUCACACAGAUCGACAAGUACCAGUGGAGUUCAGAUGUGAACCUGAAGGCUGGCGCGCUGCUGGCUUUCGGCCUGGUCACUUGUGGUGUCAAGAACGAAUGUGACCCGGCAUGGGCACUUCUGGGUGAGCAGCUGGAGGCUGAGGAUGGACAGCUGCGAUUAGCGGCAGUCGUUGGCCUGGGGUACGCAUAUGCGGGAAGCUGCCGAGAGGAUCUUCUGGAGAAUCUCACUCCCAUGAUCGUUGAUACUGCCUGCAGCAUCGAGUGUUCAGCUAUGGCAGCAGUUAGCUUGGGCCUGGCUUUCGUGUCAUCCUGCAAUGACGAGGUGGCCCAAGCAAUUCUACAAACACUCAUCGAGAGACAAGCCGUAGAAAAUGCCUUGAAUGGUACCUGGCCACACUUUUUUGCAGUUGGCCUAGGUCUCCUGUACUUGGGGCAGCAGGAUGCUGCAGAAGCAACUUUGUCAGCCCUGGAUGCGAUCACACAUCCAGUGGGGAAGUAUGCGAAGCUGACCGUGGAAGGCUUCGCUUUUGCUUAUUCUGGUGACGUAUUGCAUGUGCAGAAAAUGCUGCAAGCAUGCACCGAUCACCUUGAAGAAGCGGAAGCCUUUCACCAGGCAACGGCGGUGCUUGGAAUAGCUCUGAUUGCUUUCGGCGAAGAGAUCGGUGCCGAAAUGGCAUGCAGAUCGAUUGAUCACAUACUUCAAUAUGGGGAGCUGACGCUCAGGCGAGCCGUCCCAAUCGCCUUGGCGAUCCUGCACCUGUCCAAUCCGAAGGUGCUCGUGAUUGACACGCUUGCGAAGCUGUCGCACGAUGCAGACCAGGAUGUGGCGACCGGUGCAAUGAUGAGUAUGGGUCUGAUAGGUGCCGGGACGAACAAUGCACGUCUAGCAGGCCUGCUCAGGCAGCUGGCGGCAUACUAUGCGAAAGACCCCAAUGCACUCUUCAUGGUCAGAAUUGCUCAGGGCCUUCUGUACAUGGGCAAGGGUCUCCUCACCAUCAAUCCUCUCUUUAGCGAUCGUUACUUGGUGGAUCCAAUUGCCUUUGGCUCCCUUGCAGUGCUGGCGCAUUCGGUGCUGCACCUCAAGAACACAAUUCUGGGCAAAAGCCACUACUUGCUGUACAACGUGGUCCCAGCGAUGCGACCAAGAUGGUUGAUUACGGUGGACGAGGACAUGAACGAGCUGAAAGUGGCUGUCCGUGUAGGUCAGGCAGUGGACGUGACUGGCAUGGCUGGCCGUCCAAAGCAGAUUACGGGCUUCCAGACAAGAACUACUCCAGUGCUUCUGAACUUUCAGGACAGAGCGGAGCUGGCGACAGAAGAGUACCUGCCGGUGACGCCUGGAACCAUCUUAGAGGAUUUCGUUAUCCUGAAGAAGAAUCCGAAUUACAAGCCUGCUACCGGUGCUGCGUAG
Symbiodinium necroappetens is the source of this 1809-nucleotide messenger RNA. The record is from the annotation of a GenBank genome assembly. NCBI's taxonomy places the organism in Eukaryota, Dinophyceae, Suessiales, Symbiodiniaceae.